Amphiprion ocellaris (clown anemonefish) is the source of this 2728-nucleotide messenger RNA. It is a transcript of the gene fermt1, whose product is annotated as FERM domain containing kindlin 1. Gene Ontology annotation, cellular component: focal adhesion. The record is from RefSeq and is a predicted model, not a curated record. Bases 165 to 2162 code for a protein of 665 amino acids. The transcript has 16 exons. Gene Ontology annotation, biological process: integrin-mediated signaling pathway; cell-matrix adhesion. Gene Ontology annotation, molecular function: integrin binding. Lineage: Eukaryota; Metazoa; Chordata; Actinopteri; Pomacentridae.
CUGUUACCUUUCCAGACGACUCCUCCUGUUCCUCCUCCCGUCUACCUGCACUGUGGACGGGGCGUGUUUUCCCACUGGAAGAGCUCCACUCCUGCUUCAGUUCACUCCAUGAGAAAUAUCCAGGAACAGCUCACCGGUCAAAACUGUGAAUCAAGAGUGGGGCUAUGAUCACAGCUGCAGAAUAUGGAGAGACGUCAUGGGAGCUGUCGGUACAGAUCGAUCAGAAACAGGGGGAUGAGUCCAUGAAAUUUAAGCUGAGGGUGAAGGGAGACUUGCACAUCGGAGGCCUCAUGCUGAAGUUGGUGGAAAAAAUCAAGGCUCCUCAGGACUGGUCCGAUCACGCUCUGUGGUGGGAACAGAGGAAAUGCUGGCUGCUCAAGACCCACUGGACCCUGGACAAGUAUGGAAUUCAGUCGGAUGCCGACCUGCGCUACACACCUCAGCACAAACCUCUGCUGCUGCAGCUUCCCAACAUGAAAACCAUCAAAAUGACCGUCAGCUUCUCCAGCGUGGUCUUCAAGGCAGUGACAGAAAUCUGUCGAACGCUCAACAUCAGAAGAUCAGAGGAACUGUCUCUGCUGAAGCCUCCAGAUGAUCCGUCCAGGAAGAAGAAGAAGAGAGACAAGAACUCACCUCAGGAGGAACUGUGGGACAUUGAUUUACUCAGCGGGGGUCCAGGAGGAACAGGCCCCAUGUACAGUAAGACCAUGACAGCGACCUACGACCCGGAGAACGGGAUGCCGGUGUCGGCCACCAGCCUCUGGUUUGGAGAAAACCCUCUGGCUGAAAGUCAACCGAACCUGCCGCCUGCUGAGCUCGCAAAGAUGUACCAGCCACUGUCGCUGGUGGACAAAGCAAUCAACAGUGCAGGGUGGUUGGACUCGUCUCGUUCCCUAAUGGAGCAGGACAUCCAAGACGACGACAAGCUGCUGCUCCGCUUCAAGUAUAACGUCUUCUUUGACCUGAAUCCUAAAUACGACGCUGUGAGGAUCACACAGCUGUAUGAACAGGCUCGCUGGAACAUCCUGCUGGAGGAGAUCGACUGCACUGAGGAGGAGAUGCUCAUGUUUGCUUCAUUACAGUAUCACAUUUGUAAGCUGACCAUGUCAAGCGAGCCGCUGGAUCACUCCAACGAGCCGGAAAUCGAUGAAGUGGAGGCCGCCCUGUCCAACCUGGAGGUGACGCUGGAGGGAGGACACACGGACAGAAUCCUGGAAGACAUUACAGACAUUCCAGAGCUGGCAGAUUCCCUCCGGCUGUUUAGGCCUAAAAGAUUAACGCUGCGGCCCUACAAAGAAUACUGGUUUGUAUUUAAGGACACCACCAUCUCCUACUACAAGAACAAGGAGGCCUCCGUCGGAGAACCGAUAGAACAGUUUCACCUCCGAGGCUGUGAAGUUGUUCCGGACGUCAACGUCACAGACAAGAAAUUCGGUAUCAAGCUGCUUCUUCCGGUCGCUGACGGGAUGAACGAGGUUUACAUCCGAUGUGACAAUGAAACGCAAUACGCCAAGUGGAAAGCCGCCUGCAUCCUGGCCUCCAAAGGCAAGACGAUGGCCUACAGCUCCUACAAGUCGGAGGUGAAGAGCAUCCAGUCCUUCCUGCAGAUGAAGAGCCUGGCGCCCCCUCCUGGUCAGGCAGCUCCCGAUCUGGACGCCAUGGAGAUGAACGCCGAGUGUUUUGUUUCUACUCGUUACGCCAAAAAGCACAAGACCAAACAGCUGACAGCACGUAUCCUGGAGGCGCAUCAGAACAUCGCACGGCUGUCGCUAAUGGAGGCCAAGAUGCGUUUUAUCCAGGCCUGGCAGUCGCUCCCAGAGUUUGGCAUCAACUACUACAUAGUCAGGUUCAAAGGCAGCAAGAAGGAUGAGAUUCUGGGGAUUUCGUACAACCGGCUGAUUCGUAUCGACAUGUCCUCCGGUCUGCCCGUCACCACGUGGAGGUUCGCCAACAUGAAGCAGUGGAACGUCAACUGGGAGAUCCGACAGGUGACCAUAGAAUUCGACCAGAAUGUGACGAUAGCCUUCUGCUGCCUGAGCUGCGACUGCAAAGUGGUGCACGAGUUCAUCGGCGGCUACAUCUUCCUCUCGACGCGAUCGAAGGACCAGAACGAAACGCUAGACGAAGAACUUUUCCACAAACUCACAGGAGGCCAAGAAUGAGCACAGAGUUGGUGGCUUCUUAGAGUGUACUUCUGUUUAUUCAGAUAGAGACGAGUGAGAAAUUAAAGGAAAAAAACAAGAAAGUUUCUGGGAAAAGUGUUGGGCUUCGUUGUGCACCUUGACAUUGAUUCUCUGAGUCUCUAAAACUCUACUGGAUUGAUGAAUGAACCAUUUUUUCCUAUUUUUUUAAAACUUUUUUUUAGCAAAACAUCACCAAAUCUCCUCACGGAGGUCAGGUUUUUCCUUUAAUUUGUCACCCAUCUGUAUAUGUUUUAGUGUGAAAGUGCAGCAUUCAUUUGCUGCAGCAGUAGUAACCACAAAUACUGAGCAAAUCACUGCCAAAGAACACAUCAGAGAAAUGAUGCUUUUUCACCCACAGGACAGUAUCUUUAGUUGUUUUUGUAUCAUUAUGUGUCCUGCACUAGAAAAACUACGGUGUUGAUGUAAAUAUGUAGCCAAGAUUUGUCUUUCUCUCAAAACUUGGAUGUUUGUAAGAAGUUUUUUUUUUUUUCCUAAGGUGAAGAAACUGAACAAAAACCAAUAAAGGGUGUUUUUAUAUUUUACAA